This is a messenger RNA of Lagopus muta (rock ptarmigan), 1848 nucleotides long. It is a transcript of the gene RBMS3, whose product is annotated as RNA binding motif single stranded interacting protein 3. The record is from RefSeq and is a predicted model, not a curated record. Gene Ontology annotation, molecular function: mRNA binding. Gene Ontology annotation, cellular component: ribonucleoprotein complex; cytosol. NCBI's taxonomy places the organism in Eukaryota, Metazoa, Chordata, Aves, Galliformes, Phasianidae.
CACACACACACACACACACACACACACACAGAGGAUACAAAAGUCGGGAGGAUCGCGGGCAGAAUCGCGGUGCAGCCGGAGCCAUGCGUGCCACGGCCUCGUGAGGGGGAAAGGCAGGCGGGGAGGAACGGAGCGAGGAAAAGCAGAAAGGAGGAAAAGAGAGCGGGGAACGCCAAAGAAAGAAGCGGGGUGGUGGAAAGUGUUCGCCUGCUUUUGUCUCGCAAUACAGUGAACUGGAAGAUGGAGAUGGAUGUUAAGGGAGUUUCUCCGUGCCCGGAGCCCAUCCCCCCGGCGGCGGGGGCUGGCGGCUGCCCGCACCAGCGCCCGCACCACCGCGAUGGGCAGCCCGCCGAGCCGGCCCCCGCCGCCGACAGCGGCCACCCGGAGCGGCGGCACGGCAGCGACAAAGAGGACAAAAAGAGAACUACAGCCAGCAAGACUUCAAGUGCUCCUUCCUACAGCAGAUGGUCCAGUUCACAGCCCCAUCAGUCCAGCUCCACAGUGAGAACAUACCAAAACAGUAAAUCAAGAGUGACCAUGAGCCCUGGCUUUAGCAACCAGUGGAAUAGCAGCCAACCUGCUUGGAAUACAUACACCUUCCCGAGAGCAAGCUUGCACUACCAGUCCCAUGCUAGCUACGCCUACUGCGCUGGACAUCCUCCUCAGUCAUAUGCACCAGCUCCCCACCCCAUGGCUCCUCCCAGCCCCAGCACAAACAGCAGCAACAACAGCAGCAACAACAGCAGUGGAGAGCAGUUGAGUAAAACCAACCUGUAUAUUCGAGGCCUUCCACCCGGCACCACUGACCAGGACCUUAUCAAGCUGUGCCAGCCGUAUGGGAAAAUUGUAUCAACAAAGGCAAUUCUUGACAAAAACACAAAUCAGUGCAAAGGUUACGGUUUUGUAGAUUUUGACAGCCCAGCAGCAGCACAGAAAGCAGUAGCAUCUCUCAAAGCAAAUGGCGUGCAAGCGCAGAUGGCAAAGCAACAAGAGCAAGAUCCCACAAAUCUAUACAUCUCAAAUUUACCGGUUUCCAUGGAUGAGCAGGAACUGGAGAACAUGCUGAAACCUUUUGGACAUGUCAUUUCCACCAGAAUAUUAAGAGAUGCAAAUGGAGUCAGCAGAGGAGUUGGCUUUGCCAGAAUGGAAUCUACAGAAAAAUGUGAAGUAGUAAUUCAGCAUUUUAACGGCAAAUAUCUGAAAACCCCACCUGGUCUACCAGCCCCCACUGAGCCUUUACUGUGCAAAUUUGCUGAUGGAGGGCAAAAGAAGCGCCAGAAUCAAAGCAAAUACACACAGAACGGAAGGCCGUGGCCCAGAGAAGGAGAGGCUGGCAUGGCUUUGACUUAUGAUCCAACAGCUGCUAUACAGAAUGGAUUUUAUUCCUCACCGUACAGUAUUCCAACAAACCGCAUGAUUCCACAGACAUCAAUCACACCAUUCAUUGCUGCUUCCCCUGUCUCUACAUAUCAGGUCCAGAGUACUUCCUGGAUGCCUCAUCCGCCAUAUGUUAUGCAACCAACAGGUGCUGUGAUAACACCAACAAUGGACCACACUAUGUCAAUGCAGCCAGCAAGCAUGAUGGGCCCACUGACCCAACAGAUGAACCACCUUUCCUUGGGCACAACAGGAACGUACAUGACUGCUGCUGCACCUAUGCAAGGGACCUACAUUCCCCAGUACACUCCUGUGCCUCCAACAGCUGUCCCUAUUGAAGGUGUUGUUGCUGAUACUUCUCCACAAACAGUAGCAUCUUCAUCACAGGAAGCCAGUGGUCAACAGCAACAGAUGACAGUGGAAACAUCCAGUGAACAUGCACCUGCAUAUUCUUACCAACAGUCUAAGUAA